CUCCUUGUCGCUGAUUGGUUAUUGCCGAUAUUCAAGCGUUGUCCGGUGAUACUGGCAAGACUUGCAGGUUUACGUUUGUUUAAUAGCAUACUUUUUUAUGUUUUUCAUCUUCGUUUGGUUGUACUUUUGAGUUUAUUCGGAUUGCAGGAUAAACAAAGGCAAACACAUAGCAGCAUUUAUCCCGCAUUUUAGAUAGAUUUGAGAGUCGGGUAUGCCGCCAUCGAGCUGUCAGAUAAUGUUUUGGUUAUGUGCAGGUCGGUAGUUGGACACGGGAUUUACUAAAGUCUAGCAUGUGCACAUAUUUGAAGCUACAUUUUAAAUGGUUAAUUAGAUAUUAUGAGGUACAACAUUAAUAUAUGCAUGCCCAAGCUACAGCCGAGCUAUUUUAGUUAACAACGCUGAGAGCUGGUCCAAAAUGGACUCGUAAAUAAGAUGUUAGCGAUAGAGGCACCACACAGCACUGCGGUUCGGUGACAGAAUGAACACCGACCACCAAGGAAUCAAAGUAAAACGUGUAGCUUCACGGAAGAGGUCGAGAGACGGUCUGAGAAGUCAUCUUACACCUGCCAAGAAAAAAACUGGCAGCCCAGAGGAGCCGGAGGCUGGCCAAGAGGUGCUUAUGAUGGAGGAGAAGCUGGAGGAUGACUGUAGUGACCAAGAGGACCUGUUUGGGGACUAUGACAGCAUCCUUGGGGACCGCUCUUUCUUGGCCAGGCUGGAGGAGGUGGAGCUCGACAUGGGAUGUGAUAAUGGAGUUGCAAGUCAUCCAGGAUUUGAGGGUGCUCCACAUAGCCCUGAGGAUGGUUACAUGGCCCUGAGGACAGGGGGCAGCAAGGACUGUAGCAGUGCUGAUGUGGUGUCCUCCCUGAGGGACACAUUCAUGGAGGAGCUCCCGAGCUCCCAGCUUGCGUUUCAGCAAGAGUUGCUAAAAAAAGGAGCGUGGAGCACAAAUGGCUCUGCUUCCCCACAAAGAGAUGAUGCCCCCGAUUCUACUGGGAGAGCCACCAGAGGGCGCCCCAGCUCCAGAAACAGAAAGGAUGAGAAGGAUGCUGAAGCCCAAACUAAAAGUAGUGUGACUGACCGGUUGAAGAGUGCCAUGCGAGGGAACGCCACUGUGUCUUCCCUGGGCAUCUCCACCAGUGCUGCUCGGAAGGAGGCUGCCCUGACUGAGGAGAUAGGUGCAGCUAUGGAGGCCAGAGAGGCUGGGCCAGCAGGGAUUGACCUUGGUCCCUUCUACGGCCUCCCCAGCAAAGUGAAGGAGCUGAUCAGCAAGCAGCGAGGGAUCAAGGACCUCUACGAUUGGCAGAAGGCGUGUCUGACGCUGGAAUCAGUACAGCAGCGUAGAAACCUCAUCUACUCACUGCCCACCAGCGGUGGGAAGACCCUGGUGGCAGAGAUUCUCAUUCUCAGAGAGCUGCUGUGCAGGAGCAUGAACGCUCUGCUCAUUCUGCCGUACAUCUCUCUUGUCCAGGAGAAGGUCCGAGGUCUGGCCAGGCUAGGCCUGGAGCUGGACUUCCUGGUGGAGGAAUACGCAGGCAGCAAGGGACGCUUCCCCCCAGUGAAGCGCAGGAGGAAGAAGUCCCUGUUUGUGGCCACCAUCGAGAAGGGCCACAGUCUGGUCAACUCGCUGGUGGAGGCAGGCCGCCUGCAGGGACUGGGGCUGGUGGUGGUGGACGAGCUCCAUAUGUUGGGGGAGGGCAAGCGCGGGGCCGUGCUGGAGAUGACUCUGGCCAAGGUGCUCUAUGUCAGCAGCUCAACACAGAUUAUUGGCAUGAGUGCAACUCUGAGCAACACGGAAGAUCUGCAGAAGUUCCUCAAAGCUGAUAACUUCACAAGCGAUUUCCGACCUGUCCAGCUGAUGGAGUACGUGAAGAUGAGGGACACCAUCUACGAGAUCCACCCGAAGGAGGACGAGUGCUUCAAGUUCUCUCGCGUGUUGAAUUUUAAGUAUUCCAGCUCCAUGCAGAAGGUGGAUCCUGACCACAUCAUAGCCCUGGUGACAGAGGUCAUCCCUGCACACUCCUGCUUGGUCUUCUGUCCCAGCAAGAAGAACUGUGAGAACGUGGCAGAUAUGAUCUGUAAAUACUUGAAGAAGGGCUUCCUGAAGCACAGGGAGGAGGAGAAGAAGCGUCUCCUGCAGGAGCUGAGGGAGAGCGGGGCUGGGGCUCUGUGCCCGGUUCUGUGUCGCACGGUGCCCUUCGGCCUGGCUUACCAUCACGGCGGACUGACCGGCGAGGAGCGCCGGCUGCUGGAGGAGGCCUAUUCUGCCGGCACGCUCUGCCUGCUCACCUGCACCUCCACACUGGCCGCCGGAAUCAACCUGCCAGCCCGCAGGGUGAUCCUUCGCUCACCCUACGUGGCGACGGACUUCCUCAAGAGGAGCCAGUACAAGCAGAUGGUGGGCCGGGCAGGGCGGGCAGGCAUCGACAGCCUGGGGGAGAGCAUCCUCAUCCUGCAGGAGAAAGACAGGCUCUCUGCCAAGCAGCUGCUGUCCUCCCCUUUGGAGAGCUGCAACAGCCACCUGAUGGAUGCCAAUGGCCAAGGUGUCCGCAGCCUCAUCCUGUCGCUCGUCGGGUUAAAGAUUACGAGGACACUGGAGCAGAUCAGGGACUUUGUGUCAGGCACCCUGCUGAGUGUGCAGCAGAGUCACAGCUGCCAAGAGAAGAGUCUGUGGGAGGUUGCCCAGGAUUCUGUGGAGUUCCUCAGACACAAAGGACUCAUCAGCGUCUCCACGGACUGUGAGAACAACACAGUGCUGCUGGUGACCGACCUGGGCAGAGCCACUUACAAAGGCUGCAUAGAUCUGACCUACUGUGACGUCCUGUACCGUGACCUCUCAAAAGGCCUGGAUGGUCUAAUGCUCAGCAGCCUCCUGCACCUGGUCUACCUGGUUACUCCGUACGACUUGGUCUCCCAGUGCAAACCUGACUGGAUGGUCUACUUUCGACAGCUCACGUCCAUGACCGCCACUGAACUGAAGAUGGCGUCGGUCUUGGGGGUGCCGGAAAGCUUUGUGGCCAGGAAGGCGGCAGGGCAAAGCGUGAGGAAGCCAGCAGACCCCGAGGUGGUGGGCCGGCUCUACCUGGCGCUGGUCCUCCUGUCCAUGCUGAAGGAGACCAACCUGUGGGGCGUGGCCGACCGCUUCCGGCUGACCCGUGGCUUCGUCCAAAGUCUGCUAAGCUCAGCCUCGGCCUUCUGCUCCUGCGUACUGCACUUCACGGAGGAGCUGGAGGAGUUCUGGGCCUACAAGGCCCUGCUGAUGGAGCUGACGCGGCGGCUCACCUACUGCGUGAAGGCGGAGCUGAUCCCGCUGAUGGAGGUGGCUGGAGUGCAGGAGGUCGGUGCCCCCCUACCUGUGCGAUGCCCCACCUGGCCAUCUGGUGACCUCACACACAAGCUGCCCUUCAGUCAGGCCCCUAUCACCCUCACAGUCGUCCAUACCCUAACCUAUAGCAGGCCAGAGCUAAGCAGCUGUAUGGUGCUGGUUACAAGACACUGUCUCACCUCGCAAACGCAGAUCCUUCACUACUGGUCCAGACUGUGCCGAACCUCUCCAAGAGGCAAGCCAAUCAGAUUGUGGCUUCUGCCAAGAUGCUGCUGAUGGAGAAGGCAGAGUCUCUACAGGAAGAAGUCAAUGAACUUUUGAGCCUGCCUGCCGACCUCCCCUCCUCCUGAAUGUGUCUUUUUAGUCUCUGAUAUGUAUUCACCACUACCCCAAUAAAGCUUUUGGAGUCAUCA
This is a messenger RNA of Brienomyrus brachyistius, 3738 nucleotides long. RefSeq names its product helicase, POLQ like (gene helq). Bases 479 to 3601 code for a protein of 1040 amino acids. Gene Ontology annotation, molecular function: ATP binding; nucleic acid binding. The transcript has 18 exons. The record is from RefSeq and is a predicted model, not a curated record. NCBI's taxonomy places the organism in Eukaryota, Metazoa, Chordata, Actinopteri, Osteoglossiformes, Mormyridae.